AUGCAUUUGCUGAAGUUGAUUUGGCUCAACCCAUUACAAACAAUACGAUUCACUUACACCUUCGUUAUCCAGGCAUCCCUCGUAGUUCUCAAGCGUGUUUUGCUCCCUCACGUCCCAUCCUACCAGUCGUUCCGCCUGCAACUACAACGCGCCUAUCUCUCCUCGUGCUCCCUGACAUUUCCAAACCUCACCUGGCGCCUUCCGAUUGGCGAUUUACCUGAGCACAAGGCAAAGCGUCUGGACGUCGGAUCCAGCGUGAUGUUGUACGCCAUUCCCGGCUGGACUUGGGAGAAGCGACGCUGUGGCAUUGGCAAAAACAUAAUCGCUCUCUAUGCCCAUGGUGGUGCAUAUGCUCGGGGCGAAGCCAAAAUGUACAUAGAGUCGAUGGAGCGAUGGGAGCGAGCCGCCACUGAGCGAGGUUGGGGCCUGACAUUCGUCAGCGUCGAGUAUCCUCUUUCAAAUAUAGCACCACAUCCGGCUCAGAGGAAUGCAUUUGUCGAUGCUUACCAGUGUCUCCUCAAACAGCACAUUCCAGCUAGUAAUAUUUGUUUCAUGGGCGACUCGGCGGGCGGGGGGCUUUGCAUCUUGAGUAGCAUCGAGUGCAUAAAACUUGGUCUGCCCCAGCCUGCCGGUAGCAUCUUGAUGUCGCCAUGGCUAGACAUGUCAAUGCGUGCAUACGAAGGUGGCAAUGCACUCGUGGAGACAGACUACCUCGUCAACGCCAAUCAGACCAUUCCGAUCUUCAUUGAGCAAUGGCUAAAUGGGGUCUCGAAAACAUCGAGCGAUGUCAAUCCCCUUUAUCGUGAACCGUCAGAGCUUCUUGGGCUGAACCCGCAGCUCAUUUUGGUCGGAGCUGGCGACACCGUCCUUCCGGAAUCGAAAGACUUUGCCAGGCUUUGCCAAUCUCAAAGCAUCUUGCAUCGGCUGGUGUGUGAGUGGGGACAGUUGCAUAUAUAUGCUCUUGGUACUCAGUGGGUCGAUCCGAAGGUCAGACACAAGACUGAUGGUUACAUACUGGAUUGGAUGGAGCAAUGCCAACGGAAAGCUGCUGCGGCGACCAGCAGCAUUUAG
Messenger RNA from Pseudocercospora fijiensis CIRAD86, 1071 nucleotides. RefSeq lists its product as uncharacterized. The record is from RefSeq and is a predicted model, not a curated record. Bases 1 to 1071 code for a protein of 356 amino acids. Gene Ontology annotation, molecular function: hydrolase activity. The transcript has 3 exons. NCBI's taxonomy places the organism in Eukaryota, Fungi, Ascomycota, Dothideomycetes, Mycosphaerellales, Mycosphaerellaceae.